Prorocentrum cordatum is the source of this 4687-nucleotide messenger RNA. Lineage: Eukaryota; Dinophyceae; Prorocentrales; Prorocentraceae. The record is from the annotation of a GenBank genome assembly.
GUGCGAGGAGUUGACCUUCGCGGCUGCUUGCGACUGCGGGAACGUGAGCUUCGAGGCCCGCGAGUGCAGCCCGUGCCCCGCUCCUGAGAAGUGCCCCGAGUUCGCGGGACCGCCCUGGGAGCCGGAGUGUCAGGAGGCGCCAUUGCUCGUCUCUGAGGACGAGCCGGAGUCGACGCCAGUCGGCCUUGGGAACAUGGCGCUCGCCGACCGCACUACGCCAUUGCCAGGGCACACGUUCGUGGUGCUCUUCGAGGGUGACGCCUGGGGGCACGAACGAGUACUUGUGUGGCCGCUCUCGGCCUCGUGCUGGCUGAUCUACACAGCCAAUGGAGAUUUCUAUGGGGAGGAUACCGCGCUGUAUGACAAGGUCGUGGCGCUCAAGUCCUUGGGGGAGCGACCCGCAGGGCUGGAGGCCGAGUCGAUCGUGCAGUUCGACGGCCCCAUCCAGCGGGGUGAGUUCCUGGACCUGAUGGAGUCCGCUCAGAGGCACGUCGGCGCGCUGAGGGACCAGCGCGGACUGCCGGACUGGCCUGCACCCACGCGCUGGAUCACGGCCGAGGGGAUGCUGGAGGCAGUGCCGCGGCCUCGGCGGCUCGCCGGGCGGGGCCGCCUUCCCAUGCCCGGCCCACCCCUGCCGUUGACGGCAGCCGCGCGUGCGCGGUCGGGGCCGGGUGGCGACCUUCGUGGCGACCUCUUGGGGGCCGCGCUCAGCAGGGCCGAGGCCGGGGGGGCGCCCGCCGUGGUCUGGCGAGUGGCCGAACCUGGACUGGAGAUCGGCGACAUCGGCACGGAGGUUGCUCCGCGCUUGCUCGCGUUCGCAGGCCGUGUGCAUGGAGUGGCGGUGACCGACGCCGGCGUGGAGGUCCCAGUGAUAGGCGUCGACCCCAGCAUGAGCUUGGAGGACUUCAGGACCCAGAGGCUGGCGCUGUUCUCGCCACCGACGCCGCGUGGGGCGCCGUCAGCCGCCGUCGAGCUGGACGCCGAUCCAGUCGCAGCUUUCCGCCGAGAGGCUGGCGGGCGCGAGGCAGACGUCGCGGGCGUCGGCAGCCCGCUCGAGGAGCGGCAGGUGGCCGCUCCAGCUGCCAGCGCAGAGGAGCCCUCCGCGGACGUCCGAGUGCUCGCGGUCGACUGGGACCCGCAGGGAGAGAGGCACAAGGAUUGGAAGAUGGUCUGCGGUGAGUCAGUCUCGCACUCGUUCCGAGACUGGCCUCUCGACGGACCUUGUACGACACUCAGCGUGAUGAAGCAUAUCGGUCGGUUCGGCCCGAUGCCCACCUCGUGGCUGGAGGCCUGGGCGAGACGGAAGCACAUGUCGCCGUCGGACAGGGCCUUCCACGAGCUGCGGGUGCUCGCCGAGAGCUUCGAGAUGUUCGGGUGCUACGACCAGGUCAACAUGCCGUGCUUGGCGGGGAUCGAGGUGCUGAUGCGGAGGUUCCAGACCAUCAUCGAGGCUCACGCUGUGCCUGGCGCCAAGCCGAACUACUCCAUGGCCGGAGUGUACUCGGGGACGGCGAUGCUGGAGGACGCAGUAGCACCAGACCUCCGCGUGUACGGCGCCAAGAGGCUCAAGGAGAAGGUGCUGGAGGGCAGCGUGCAUCGUGGAGGACUGACACUCAAGCACGUGGAGGACGGCGAGGACGACGACACGGCCGGGGCCCCAGCGGGUCCGAAGGGCGGCGGGGGACGCGGAACCGGGAAGCCGAAGAUGAAGGGCAAGCCCGGGCUCACCGCGCCCCCGCCUUCGACAUCCCGCUCAGAGCCAUCUGAAUUCGAUGAGAAGGCCGUGGCGACCCUCGUCGCCCCUGUCGUCGCGAAGCCGGUGACAGCGCCCUCUCAGGAAGAAGCCGCCAGAGUGCUUCUCCGUGGUCAUCUCAGCUACGACGCCGAGGAGACCCACACCACCGUCGUGCCCUACGAGUUUGGUUCCGUCUCGCUCCCUGACCAUGUCCAUGACGCUGCAGAUGUGGCAGAGGUGCUUGGCGCUGAGGACCGCCUGAUUAUCGAGGGUUGGCAAAAGAGUAUGAUGCGGUCUACCGAUGAGUAUACACAGUUCAACGAGUGGCUGGGUGACAUCAAACCGUUCUGGGACAAGAGGCUGUCGCGGAACCAGAAGGCCUAUCGGCAGUUCAUCCUCGACCUUGACCGACGAGGCCUGAUCAAGUGGACCACUGACCCCAUCGAGCACGCGGGCCUUUUCUUUGUUGGCAAGAAGGACAAGUCCUUGAGGCUCAUCAUCGACGCAAGGCGGGGGAAUCGCCGAUUCAAGGCCCCCCCUCACACGGACUUGAUCACGAGCGACGGGCUGUCCAGGAUAGAGUGCGAGCCAGGCUUCAGCGUCGACCCCAGUUGCUGUUUCACGCUAGGUGUGGGAGACGUGGAGAACUGCUUCCACCGGCUGCGGCUGCCCGAUGGGAUGCACCGCUGUUUCGCGCUGCGGCCGAUCGCCGCAAAGUACACCCCACUGCGUGAUGACAUGGCGCUCAACGCCGCGGUCUAUCCCUGCCUGGCUUCUUUCCCCAUGGGGUUCACCUGGUCCCUGUGGGUGGCUCAGAAGUGCAGUGAGACGGUCCUCAACCAGGUGCACCAGCUGGGACCUGGCAGGAGGAUCACGGACCACGCGGAGCCGGUCGUGCUGCGGAAGGGCGCCGAGACCCAGUACACCCUGUACGUGGACAACCUGGGCGUGUUCGGGAGUUCGGAGGCGCCCGUGCAGCGUGCGCUCGGCGCCGGCUGCGAGGCGCUGGGAGCGGUGCGGCUCAAGACACACGAGCACGAGCUGAUGGCGGGAGGAGGCGAGACGUUGGGCUGCGUGCUGGACGGACACCUGCUCGAGACGCGGGUGACCGAGAAGCGGAGGUGGCGCAUCGACGGCGCCUUUCGCUGGGCCCUGCGCCGCCGGCGCCUGAGCGGCAAGCAGCUCGAGAGGCUCGUCGGUCACGCCACUUUUGUCAGCCUGCUCGACCGCACUGCCCUGAGUGUGUUCCACGCCUGCUACGCCUUCAUGCAUCGGCAUGGUGAGAACAUGGCCGUCGUCUGGCCGACGGUGCGGCUAGAGCUCCAGGCCUUCAUUGGUUCGUUGCCGCUCGUGCGCGCUCCGUGGGACCUGCGGUGGUGCGAGACUAUUAUUGCUACAGAUGCCUCCCUCGAGGGAUGGGGGCAUUGCCGUUGUGCACUGACGGCCAAAGCUGUGGCCAGUAUUGCUCGUACCUCAGAGGCGUCUCGCUUCCGACGGGUGCAUAACGUCGGGGCUCGCGAGGCCGCCAGUGCAGCACUGUAUCCUUUAGAAGAGGCAGGCGAAAAACACCGUCAGACGCCGUUCAUUGACUCCGCCAGCGUUGUCGACAUAGGGGAGGCGUUGCCGUCGUCGUCAGGGGAGGAGGUCUGGAUGAUCGACAGCUUGUUCCCGGAGGUGCCGUUCGGGGAAGGGGGCGUGUUCUCGGCCCGGGGCUGCAUCACUGAGAAAGAUUUGAUAUCAUCUUGGAGAGUCACUGGAAAGGGGAGGUGGAAGUUCGGAGAGCGCAUCCUGGAGCGAGCCCCCGUGCUGACCGCCCCCGCCUUGCUGGGGCCGCGGCCGGCGCCGAAGCUGGAGAGGCUCUCGGUAGAGGAGGCGGCGCGGGGCCCGCUGCUGGCCGAGGUCCCCGAGGGGGGCGCCGACGGCCUGGGCCGCGACGCGGCAUCCGCAGCCCUCGAGAGCUCCGACAGCGACGACCUGGACGAGACCACAGUCGCUCGGAGCAAGCGGAGGCGGACCAAGUACCUGCUAGCCGCCCGGCACUCCAUGGACCAGUUGAGCACCCUGCUGGAGUCGGAGGCCGUGCAGCCCAAGACCAGGGACUACUACCACCUCCUGGUCUCUCGCUUCUACACUUGGGCGAAACUGAGGCGACUGCAGCUCCGCCCGCCUUGCCGCCUCGACGGGGCGCUGUGUAUCCAUAUGACGGAGCUUUUCCUGAGCGGACGGCAGGCGAAUGUGGGGGAGAAGCUGCUAGCUGGUGUCUUGCAUAUCCUCCCGGAGUUUGGGAAGGUGGGGCACCUGUCGCUCCCGCGCGCCUGGAGGGCAGUCAAAGGCUGGAGACGCCUGUGCCCGGGUCGGAGCCGCCACCCUAUGCCACUGUGUGUGUGGGCGGCCGUAUGCCACUGGCUGAUCGAGCAGGGCAAGCGCCGCGAGGCGGCCGCAAUCCUGCUCGCCUUCAUGUGCUACCUGAGGCCGUCAGAGUUGCUCAACGUGAGGUGUGGGCAUCUGGUGGCCCCGGUGGGGGGCGUAUCCCGCCACUGGACCUUGCUGGUGGCGCCCGAGGAGCUAGGCGCCCCUACCAAGGUCGGGACACUCGACGACAGCCUGCAGCUGGACAUGCGGGAGCUCAAGUGGCUAGAUGUGGUCUGGAACGAGCUCAGGACGAGGCCGGCGACGGAGAGGGCCUUCCCCUUCACGUAUCCAGACCUACUGGCGGACGUGCAGGCUGCAGGUGCCACGCUGGGUUUGAAGCUCGUCCCGUAUCAGUUGCGACACAGCGGGGCCUCCCACGACACGCUGCGCGAGCUUCGGAGUUUGCAGGCCAAGGUCGAUCUCGGCAACGCCACGCUGGACGCAGCUCUCGACUUGGCCCGUGCCGCCCAGUCCGCCGGGGUCCCCUGGGUUCUCGAGAACCCUCACACUUCCAAAAUGUGGCAUGAUCAGAAGAUGAAG